Molecule: messenger RNA, 1359 nt
Organism: Hevea brasiliensis (rubber tree)
Lineage: Eukaryota; Viridiplantae; Streptophyta; Magnoliopsida; Malpighiales; Euphorbiaceae
Product: GDSL esterase/lipase At2g03980
Exons: 5
Coding region: 205-1248 (347 amino acids)
Molecular function (GO): hydrolase activity, acting on ester bonds
Source: RefSeq, a predicted model, not a curated record
GAAACUAGGAAAUUGAUGUGUUGGAAAAAUUUGGGAAGCAAACUCAACAACACUGUUUAUGGCCAUUGUUGGAUACUUCAUGCUUGGAUUCUGAAUUCAGAGCCAGUGGUAGUAGCGCAUUCAAGCCCUAUAAAAUGAUCCCAUGAUACUUGUUUCCUUCUCAUGUUUGUCAUCAUCUCUUGUUGAAUCUCGCUGCCAAGCCCAAUGGGAAAAGCUCUGAUGUUGUGCUUUGUUCUUUUUAUAUAUUCUCGUCAGCUUUUUUACGUUAGUGCUGAAAAUUCCUGGCUUGUACCAGCCUUAUACAUCUUUGGCGAUUCCACUGUAGACCCCGGAAACAAUAAUAAUCUCCCAACAAGGGCUAAAGCUAAUUUUCUGCCUUAUGGUAUUGAUUUUAAUAAUACACCAACUGGUCGUUUCACCAAUGGCAUGACAAUUGCUGAUUGUAUUGCUAUGUUUCUUGGUUUACCUUUUCCCCCAGCUUAUAUGAAUCUUUCAGAGACCAAGAGGAGUAAGAUAACAACUGGGUUGAAUUAUGGUUCUUCUUCUUGUGGUAUUCUGCCAGAAACUGGAUCUUCCGAGGGAUCCUGCUUGACAUUAGACAAGCAAAUAGAUCUUUUCAAAAGUACAGCAAACAAUGAUAUGCUUAGGGAGAACCUUGAAAUGCAUCUAGCCAAGUCGAUCUUUUUCAUCUCCAUUGGUCCUAAUGACUACACCCUGAAUUAUUUUAAGAAUUCAAGCGAUAUAAGCAAGCUUUUCUUACCAGAUGAAUUUGCCAAAUUCCUUAUAAAUGAGCUUGCCAAGCGCUUGCAGAAACUGUAUGAGUUAGGCGCCAGAAAAUUUUUGUUGAAUGGCAUUGGACCCUUAGGAUGUACCCCAGGAAUGACCAACUCAAUUCAACAUAAGGGAGAAUGUGUUGAAUUCAUCAACAAGGUUGUGAACCUUUACAAUGUCGAACUAUCCACAAAGCUGCUAGAGUUGCAAUCCCAUCUUCCUGGUUCUUUGUUCAUCCACUCGGAUAACUUUAAGCAUUUCCAAGAAUUGAAAGAAAACCCUGAAACAUACGGGAUAACAAAUAUGAAUAGUACUUGCUGGAUUCCAAACCAAAGUCUGUGCUUGGCGAGGGACAAGUAUCUCUUCUUUGAUGCAUUCCAUACAAGUCAGGGUGCCAAUAUGAUUUAUGCAAGGCGUUGCUUCAAUGAGACGUCAAUAUGCAAUCCUUUGAAUAUUAUGCAGCUUGUAUCAGCCUAAGCAUCUAUUAGCUAUUGGCUUCUCGAUGUAAUAAUUUGAAUAUGUGUCACUUAUUUACAAUAUUUUACUGUACGAUGAAAUUAAUAAUCUGUAUGCGAUUUAGGAUGUUAA